UCAGCAUCGGUACGGGCACUGAUACCGGUACCGAUACCGGCACCGGGCAGCCAGCCUGCGGGACAGGGCUCCGCACGGGUACCGGCACCGGGCUGCCCAGGGCUGCGGGGCAGCGCUCAGCACUGGUACCGGCACUGAUACCGGGCUGCCCAGGGCUGCCUCAGACCCAGCCCCAGUCCAGGCCCCGGUUCCUGAUCGUGCCCCGGACCCGCUCACGUUCCCGGUCUCCUUCCCAUUUCAAGCCCCUGUCCCACUCCCGUUCCCAUCCCAAACCUCCAUCCCAGUCCUGUCCCACUCCCAUUCCUGUCACUGUCCCGUUCUCCCUCCCAUUCCUAUUCUUGUCCCUUCCCAACCCCACGCCCGUUCCCAUUCCUGUCCUGCUCCAAUUCCCACUCCCGUUUCCAUUCCCGUUCCAGGCCCCUGUCCCGUCCCAUGCCCAGGCCCCUGUCCCAGCCCCGUUCCCGUUCCCGUCUCUCACCCCGCCGCCAUCGCGUCCCGCCACUACUGAGCGCCGCCAUCUUGGUCGCGCCGGCGCAAGGGCCUAUCGGAAGGUGGAGGAUCGUCACUUCCAGCGCGCCUGUCUCCAUAGCAACGGCGUGACGCGGCCUGGGCGCGGCCUGGUUGCUCGGAUCGGGGGCACUGAACCCCCCAAAGUGAGGGACACUGAGCCCCAAACCCGGGAACCGCUCCCGAGCCUGCUCCUCCAUCACCCCUGAGAGGGGACAAGGACCCCCAGGCCACCGCGCCAUGGCUGAGCAAGGGGACGCCCUUUGUGGGGCCCCCGAGGAGCCGCAGCCCCCAGGAGUGACCCUCAGUGACAGCCUCAUCUCCACCCGCACACGCUCCACGGGGCCGCUGCCCACCGGCACCCUCCGCUUGGACCGGGAGAACAUCUCCUGCAUCGGGAAAACCCGCGGGCAGGAAGGGAUCCACAGCCUCUACCUGCAGCAGAACCAAAUUGAGAAGCUGGAGAACCUGGAGUGCUUCCCCAACCUGAGGUACAUCAGGAGGGCUGGGGCAGGGCUGUGACACCCCCUGCCCCUCCUGGGGGGCUUUGACACCCCCUGCCCACCCUCCUGAGCCCCGCAGGUUCCUGUGCCUGGCUGGCAACCGCAUCCAGAGGGUGCAGAACCUGCAGGGGCUGCUCCAGCUCAGCCUCCUGGACCUGUCCCACAACCUGAUCCAGGUGCUGCACACAGAGGAGCUGCCCCGCAGCCUGCGCAUCCUGGACCUGGCAGGGAACCAGUGCACCCAGCAGGAGGGAUACAGGGACGGGGUGCUGGCAGCGCUGCCCCAGCUCCUGCAGCUGGACUCCCAGCCCGUGCGGGCAAGCACGGCCGAGGAGGAGGGAGGAGGAGGAGGCUCCUGCAGCAGCGAGGAUGAGGAGGAUGAGGAUG
This is a messenger RNA of Zonotrichia leucophrys gambelii, 1397 nucleotides long. It is a transcript of the gene LRRC46, whose product is annotated as leucine rich repeat containing 46. NCBI's taxonomy places the organism in Eukaryota, Metazoa, Chordata, Aves, Passeriformes, Passerellidae. Gene Ontology annotation, molecular function: protein binding. The transcript is spliced from 7 exons. The coding region runs from base 748 to 1029 and encodes 93 amino acids. The record is from RefSeq and is a predicted model, not a curated record.